Molecule: messenger RNA, 1869 nt
Organism: Leptomonas pyrrhocoris
Lineage: Eukaryota; Euglenozoa; Kinetoplastea; Trypanosomatida; Trypanosomatidae
Product: serine peptidase putativeserine peptidase Clan SC Family S9D
Exons: 1
Coding region: 22-1869 (615 amino acids)
Source: RefSeq, a predicted model, not a curated record
GCGUCAACGCAGCCGGCAACCAUGUCCAACCGCCUCGACGCCUUCAUUAAGUCCAUCAUAUUCCCUCGGCCGAGGGAGUCCUCCUACGACACCACGUCGCACCCACACGAGCUCGUGCACAUCCCGCUGGUGGACCCCGCUACGCAGGCUGAGAAUGGCAGCUUCACCUGCGGCUACCUCUUCACGCAGCCCAAGGCGACGCAUGUGCUGCUGUACGCCCAUCCAAAUGCCAUUGACAUCGGCAUGUCGUACAAGGAGCUGCGCCACGUCGCGAGGGAGGCGUGCGUGAACGUGUUGCUCUUCGAGUACUCCGGCUACGGCCUCUCCAGCACCCCCAUCACGGAGUCCAGCAUUCACCAAGACACCUUGUCCGCCUAUCUGUUCGUGCGGCGCCACCUGCACAUUGCGGCCAACCGCAUCAUUCUCUGCGGGCGGUCCAUCGGUGCGUCCCCCGUCGCCUUCCUCGCCGCCGCCCUCCCUCCAAGCGAAAAGCCGUGCCUGUUAAUUCUGCAGUGCCCCUUCACAGCACUCAGCGAGUGCAUCAACGAGUUCUCUCAAAACGCCGUCUCCAUUGCGAACUUCUUGGGCUACAACUGGUUCCGCACCAUCGACGUCAUCGCCGCAGUGGAGUGCCCCGUUGCGCUGCACCACGGCACGCACGACACUGUCGUGCGCAUUGCCCAUUCCGAAAAGCUGCAGCAGGCCCGCGACACGGCAUCAAAGCCUCGCGUCACUUACCUUUACAGGGAAGAUGGUAAAGGCCACAAUAACUUGAGCUCCGCGAUGCUCGUCCGCAUCCUUGCGGAGCGUGUGGAGAGUGAGCAGGCAGCAUCGCUGAACCUGCGCAUACCGAAGGUGCUGCUGGCGAAUCCGCCCAUCUACGAUCAAUUCUUCUGCGACGAGAGCGGUGAGCCGUACGCGUUCCUCGACGAGGCGAUUGCCAACUGGUCCUCCAACUUCUCUCUGCACCGGUGCGCCGCACCGCUGGAUCGGCUGUACAGUGUGCUCACGGCCAGCGUGUGCGCCUUCACGAUGCAGUGCGCACGGUCGUGGCAGAUUUACUGCGGACUCGUUAAGCGCAACGCCUGCGGUGAUGCCGUGGAGGAGCGGUACUCGAAGGAGGAGUUCUUGCGCCGCUGUCUCGCGUGCUGGGGCAGUCCGCUGGGCAUCCACAUUUCUGUGGAGCGAUUUCACAGGACUCAGGAGAUACGGCUUUUCGGCUUUGCGACGUGCCGCGACGCUUUAUUAGACGCACCGGCGUUCUACUCCAUGCAGUGCACGGAGCCGCUGCUGAGCGUGCUGGAGAUUGCGAUCAGUCCGUCGCUGCUGUCGUGCAUGAGGAGGUGUCUCUCCACAGCGCCAGGGAUGCUGGACGGCGACCGCAUUCCGUGCUUUGUGCAGUGUGACGCCGUAGAAGCCAUCCAGCUCGAGUGCGAGCGCGCCGUCGGUUUCCUCGCACCGGAAGACCGCCAUCGCAUCUGCGCCCUCAUGAAGGACUUCGCCACGAACUGUGAAACGACGAUCAGCACGAAGGCGCGCGAGCGUCUUCUGCUGACGCCCGCCAAGUACCUCGGCCCUGGCGCCGAGUCGUUUGAGGAGAUCCGUGAGUGGCUGCGACCGUGGACGUCGGCGCGGGCGACGGCGAUACACGCCUUGGCGCAGGAGGUGCCGUGGGACGACUACCUCCUCCGCGGCCGCUCCCUCGCCUGCCGCCACACCUUAAACGAGAACAUGAGUUGGGCGGAGUGUAAUCGUGCGAUGGAAGAAAGCCGUGUUGUGCUCGACAUCCACUGCUUCUUCCAGGAGCUGUCGACGCAGUGUGUCAGACCGUCGUACUGCCGCCCUUGCAACGAGGCAGCCAGUGAGUAG